UUGAGGUUAUUUUUGCUAUUUAAAGUUUAAGAAUAUCUAAAUUGUUACUAAUGUGUUAAUGUUUACGUUUUAAUAAAGCAAUAUGUCAGAUUUAGACGAACCGCCGACUAAAUUGACCAAAAUGGGAGGUCAAGCUAUGGGCUCUGCCGAAGGUCUAGAAUUGGACGAAGAGGAAAUGGAGGCGCAAGAAGAAUGGCUCAGCGAAGGAGUGCUUACUGAUGAUGAAUACAACCAAACGUGUGAACAAGAAACACUAGAUCAAUCUGAGUUGGCUACUCAAGAUGAUGAUGCUACCCCUAGCAUUGAUUCCUUGGAAGAAAGUCAAGAAUGGAAUAAAACAAAGCAAGAAAAUGAUAGUAUGCUAGAUGAAAAAUCACAAGGAAUAGAUAAGGAGUCGACGGUAACGGUCUCGGUGACAAGAAAUGAGGUACAGAAUAUUGAAGAGGCCCUUAAUAACUUGGACACAAAAAACGAACUAGCUGAUGACUUGGAUGCUUUUCUUAUAAGGAAAUCUGAUGGUCAAGUGAUCAAACCUGAUGGUACGAAAUCAGAGAGCAAGCAAGAGGAAGACGGUAAUGAUACAGAUGAUUUAUUGAGGUUGCUAGGCGACGAAGAUACCAAGAAGAAAGUAUUAACAAAGAAGUCGUCAAAAGUGAACGAAGCUUCAACUGAUGAUGAUGAGUUUAUAUACGAGGAUUCAAAGAUAAAGAAACUGAAAUUAGCCAAGAACAUUAUAUUCAAGAAUCAAGUUCCUACUAAAGCCAAGUUUGAUGAGACAUCGGACGAUGAUCGCUCGGAGUCCUCAGGAGAGCAGAAGACAGUCAAAAAGUCGGCAAGAGUUGCAGCGAAACCGGUCGCGGCCAAGAGCACUACGAAACUGCCCCACAACGAUAAGUCAAGCAAAAAUGUACCUUACGUCAAUUUAGAGAAGGUUAAAGUGGUCCAUUCAACACCUGCGCGAUGGAAGCCGAAAUUCGAGACGAAAGAGAAAUCCGAUGAGUCUCCUUCGGUCAGAAAGUCGACGGUCUCCUCACCAGCCCACGGCAGGAGUAGUAGCAGGACUGCUUCCGUCACAGUCCGAAACCUCUCUAAAGAAACUAAAUCAGUUGUUGGCGUUAAAUCGUCAAGGUCUUCGAACCACUUGAAGAGCAAGGAGACGGCUGAUGAGGAUCUCCUCGAAGAUGAAGAGGACCACAAGCCUGAGGAUAGAAAAACUAGUAAAAAUAAAUCCGCCAAAAGCGUCGCGUUCAAGAGACAAGCGCCCGACGAGACUUCGGACGACGAAGAUACAGACCUGUCCUCAGGCGAACCGAAGGCGGUGACGAGGACCAUCGCGAAGAAACCGAUCGCUUCGAAGAGCACCGCGAAACCGCCCCACGUCGACAAGUCGAGCAAAAACGCACGUAAUGACCUAGGGAAUAAGAAUAAAAAUGCGACGUCGCGACUGAAGCAAAUAUCUGAAAACGACAGGAAGUUCGAUGAGCUGUUGGCCAACAAGCCAGGCGGCGCGGGGCGGGCGGGGGGCGGGGGCGGCGGGGACGCGGUGAUGGCGCAGUCGCAGACGCCCCGGCCGGCGAGGUCGGUCGAGAGUGAUGAGAUAAUCGAUGAGGAGGAGUUCCUUGAAGAUGAGGAGGACUUCGAACUUGAUGACGAGUUCGAUGAGGAGUCGGAGCUGGAUGAAGGGAAGCAGCGCAUCAUGAGGCCGGAGUACAUGGACGAGGAGGUGCCCUCGGACGCCGACAGCAGAUCUGAUGAAGGCAGCCUUUAUGAUGAGUUGCCCUCGUCGGACUCGGAAGACAUGGACGACUGGUUCAGUCUGGACCUGAGGACGGAGCGCGCGCCGGACUACCUGCCGCUGCUCGGUCCAAAGGCGCGCGAACUCCUCCUGGAAGAGAAGAGGCGAGUGUCGGCCCGCGUGAACACCCUCCGACAGAGUCUCAGCACUCUAACUGAGAACAGCAGGAAGAAGGCGGAGCUGGUCAGGUCCGCGACGAUGGCGCUCGCCGAAAUAGACGACGUCCUCAGAGCGACUUGACGAAAAUAAAAUAGAGCUUAACAAAAACAAAAACAAAAAAACAACACCCUGUAUACUGCCUAAAAGGUCGAUGACCUCUGAAAGGUCAAUGACCUCUAGCUACCAAGUCCUGCCGUAGAUAAUAAAUGGAAAUGAAUUUUUGUGUUUGUCUGUUUGUGAUGUUUCGGGAAGGGCUUUUAGAUAGACGGACGAGCUUUCAAUCCGCCUGGUCUUAAGUGGUUACCGGAGCCCAGCCCAGCCCUUCAAAUCGCAUUACUGCUUG
Molecule: messenger RNA, 2297 nt
Organism: Bombyx mandarina (wild silkworm)
Lineage: Eukaryota; Metazoa; Arthropoda; Insecta; Lepidoptera; Bombycidae
Source: RefSeq, a predicted model, not a curated record